AUGAUGUCGCAAAACACCAUCUUAGGCCUGUGGCUCUCGAGCCUGGCCGCCACAUUGGCAUCACCUCAGCCUCAACUAACAUCUCUCAUCGAAUCGGGAUCCUCCACCCUCAACUGGAAGCCAUGUGACCUGGACCUCUCCGAUGAGAUCAAGGCUGCCAUGAGAGAACGUGGGUACUGCGCCACACUCGAGUUGAUCCGCUUCAAUGCUACCAAGGAGCCAUUCAAGGGCAGCGUUUUGUGGAACCCUGGUGGUCCUGGAAUUUCAGGCAUUGAGACAUUUGCUACUCUUGGCCCAGACUUUCGCGAUAUCAUUGGCGGCCAUCACCAUGCGAUUUCUUUCGAUCCUCGCGGUGUUGGCCGAACUAUCCCGUUCUCAUGCCGCCCCCAAAACACCCCUGCCAAGGUGACCCGUCGAGGCGAUAGUACCUUGCCUCAAGCCGACCUCUGGUCCUAUAUCAAGAACCAGAAGUGGGCCGAGCUCUCAGCCAUAGCCGAUGCUUGUUAUACGACUCAGCAGGAAUACGGCCGUUAUAUCAGUACUGCCUUUGUGGCUCGUGACAUGAUGAAGAUCGUCGAUGCCCUCGGUGAGGAUGGAAAGCUGAGAUACUGGGGUAUCUCAUACGGAACUAUCCUGGGUCAGGUCGUUGCCUCUCUAUUCCCGGAUCGUAUUGGACGACUGCUGCUCGACUCCAAUUCUCUCGCCGACUCUUACCUUACAUCUACUGGAGUCGGUGGUCCUCGCGAUGCCGAAAAGUCUCUGAUGUACAUGUUCUCUGAGUGUGUCAAGGUUGGGCCCAAGACUUGUCGGCUGGCUAACUACGCUGGCCGACGCACCCCAGUUGAGGAUCUGCGAGAUGCCGUUGAGGACCUCUUUCAGAAGUUGACCGAGAUGAAGAACCUUCCACCUGGUCUCUCGAAGGAGGAAUUCCCGGCCGGAGGCAACUCCGUCCUGCAGCGACUUAAGAUGCUCAUUAUCGAAGGCCUGUCCAGUCCUGGUGGAUACCCCAAGGUUGCGACAAUGCUAUUCCAAGCCCUCAACGGCCGCUGGAAGAAGGCUCUUGCCGUCGAGGAGACACCUGAAUCAGAAUGGAACCGAGGCACCGAGUCAUUCGCCGGAAUCGCGUGUUCCGACUCAUCUUUCCGAGUCCAGGAUCCUAAUGAUCUCUACCCGAUGUACCGAGCACAUCUCGCUGAGAGCUCUUUCGGAGAUGCUAUCGCCGCCGAUUAUCUGGGCUGCGGUGCUUGGCGCUUCCAAGCUGCGGAAGGUGUUGACACCGACAAGCUUCGAAACGUCAACACGAGCUUCCCGGUUCUUGUUAUCAACGGCGCCUAUGACCCCGUGACAUCAUUGACCCACGCAUGGCAGGUUUCUUCCAGAUUUAAGGGAAGCCGUAUGCUUGUGCACGAAGGAGUUGGUCAUGGUGUCACCUACCACGCUUCAAACUGCACCCUGAAUGCAAUCGCCACCUACUUCCGUGAUGGUGUUUUGCCCGAGGUUGGCGCUGUGUGCAAGCCCAACAUGUUGGCGUUUGAGUAUGCAAAGUUGAUUAGUUAG
Messenger RNA from Fusarium keratoplasticum, 1557 nucleotides. RefSeq lists its product as uncharacterized. The coding region runs from base 1 to 1557 and encodes 518 amino acids. The transcript is spliced from 5 exons. The record is from RefSeq and is a predicted model, not a curated record. Lineage: Eukaryota; Fungi; Ascomycota; Sordariomycetes; Hypocreales; Nectriaceae.